AUGGAUCCAGAGAACUUGCCAGUCAUCAAUAACUACCUGGACGCCAACGAGCCAGUGUCCUCGGAGGCCCGUCUGAGCCGCAUGCACUUCCAUGACAACCAGAGGAAGGUUGACUAUGUGCUCGCCUACCAUUACCGGAAACGCGGGGUGCACCCUGGCCAUGGCUCCCCUGGCCCCUCACUGGCGAUUGUCUCCAAUGGGGAGACGGGCAAGGAACCUCGUGCUGGUGGCCAUGGUGACAUUGAACUGGGACCACUUGAUGCCCUGGAGGAGGAGAGGAAGGAACAGCGGGAGGAGUUUGAGCACAACCUGAUGGAGGCCGGGCUCGAGCUCGAGAAGGAUGUGGAGAGUAAAAGCCAGGGAUCCAUCUUUGUCCGGAUACACGCCCCGUGGCAGGUGCUGGCCAGAGAGGCAGAGUUCUUGAAGAUCAAAGUCCCCACCAAGAAAAUGUAUGAGAUCAAAUCAGAAGGCAGCAUCACGAAGAAGUUCAACGAGCUUCUGCAGAAGCUGAGCUCGCCCCUGAAACCUAGAGUUCCAGAGCACAGUAACAACAAGAUGAAAAAUCUCUCCUACCCAUUCUCCAGGGAGAAAAUGUAUCUGUACAACAUCCAGGACAAGGACACCUUCUUUGAUAAUGCCACCCGUAGCCGCAUCGUGCACGAGAUCCUGAAGCGCACAGCCUGUUCUCGGGCUAACAACACAAUGGGCAUUAACUCUCUGAUCGCCAACAACAUCUAUGAGGCUGCCUACCCUCUUCAUGACGGUGAAUAUGACAGCCCAGGGGAUGACACGAAUGACAGAAAGCUGCUGUAUCAAGAAUGGGCACGCUAUGGAGUGUUUUAUAAAUUUCAACCUAUUGACCUCAUCAGAAAGUAUUUUGGAGAAAAAAUUGGACUGUAUUUUGCCUGGCUGGGAUUAUAUACAUCAUUCCUCAUCCCAUCUUCUGUAAUCGGGGUGAUCGUGUUUCUUUAUGGAUGUGCAACAAUCGAAGAAGAUAUUCCCAGCAAAGAGAUGUGUGACCAGCAGAAUGCCUUCACCAUGUGUCCCCUGUGUGACAAGUCCUGUGAUUACUGGAACCUCAGCUCAGCCUGUGGUACAGCAAAGGCGAGCCACCUGUUUGACAACCCUGCCACCGUCUUCUUCUCCAUCUUCAUGGCUCUGUGGGCUACCAUGUUUCUUGAAAACUGGAAGAGAUUGCAGAUGCGACUGGGCUACUUCUGGGACCUGACUGGGAUAGAAGAGGAAGAAGAACGUGCCCAGGAACACUCCCGGCCUGAGUAUGAAACCAAAGUUCGAGAGAAAAUGUUAAAGGCAAGUGGCAAGUCGGUGGUCCAGAAAUUGGGCACCAAUAUGGCUGAGGAUGAAGAUGAGGAUGAUGAAGAUAAGCUGACCUGGAAAGAUCGUUUCCCAGGUUACUUGAUGAACUUCGCCUCCAUCUUAUUCAUGAUUGCCCUGACAUUCUCCAUCGUCUUUGGGGUCAUCGUGUAUCGCAUAACAACUGCAGCAGCCCUGUCUCUCAACAAGGCUACACGCUCCAAUGUCCGGGUGACAGUGACAGCCACAGCAGUCAUCAUCAACCUCGUGGUCAUCCUCAUCCUGGACGAGAUCUAUGGUGCUGUGGCCACAUGGCUCACCAAAAUCGAGGUUCCAAAAACAGAACAGACUUUUGAAGAGCGCCUGAUACUCAAAGCUUUCUUGCUAAAGUUUGUCAAUGCCUACUCGCCUAUCUUCUAUGUGGCCUUUUUCAAGGGGCGGUUCGUGGGCAGACCUGGAAGCUACGUUUAUGUAUUUGAUGGCUACCGCAUGGAAGAGUGUGCUCCGGGAGGCUGCCUUAUGGAGCUCUGCAUUCAGCUCAGCAUCAUCAUGUUGGGGAAGCAGCUGAUCCAGAAUAACAUCUUUGAGAUCGGAGUCCCGAAACUAAAGAAACUAUUUCGGAAGCUGAAAGAUGAGACAGAACCUGGAGAAACUGACUCUGCCCACUCAAAGCAUCCAGAGCAGUGGGACCUAGACUACAGCUUGGAGCCAUACACUGGACUGACUCCAGAGUACAUGGAGAUGAUCAUCCAGUUUGGCUUUGUCACCCUCUUUGUGGCCUCCUUCCCUCUGGCACCUGUGUUUGCCCUUCUCAACAAUGUCAUUGAAGUGCGGCUUGAUGCAAAGAAGUUUGUGACUGAGCUGAGACGGCCAGAUGCCGUGAGAACCAAAGAUAUUGGGAUUUGGUUUGACAUUCUCUCCGGGAUCGGCAAGUUCUCUGUUAUCAGCAACGCUUUUGUCAUUGCCAUCACCUCUGACUUCAUCCCCCGUCUCGUGUACCAGUAUGCCUAUAGUCACAACGGGACCCUGCACGGCUUUGUCAACCACACCCUCUCCUUUUUCAACGUCAGCCAGCUGAAGGAGGGAACGCAACCAGAAAACUCACAGUUUGACCAGGAAGUUCAGUUCUGCAGGUUUAAGGAUUACCGAGAACCGCCGUGGGCCCCGAACCCGUAUGAGUUUUCCAAACAGUACUGGUCCAUUCUGUCUGCCCGUCUGGCUUUUGUCAUAAUCUUCCAGAACCUCGUGAUGUUCCUGAGUGUCCUCGUGGAUUGGAUGAUCCCAGAUAUCCCCACGGAUAUCAGCGACCAGAUCAAGAAAGAAAAGGGCCUGUUGGUGGACUUCUUCCUGAAGGAGGAGCACGAGAAACUCAAGCUGACGGACGAGCCAGCCCCAAGGAGCCUGGGAGGGGGGCGUCGGAGCAGGAGCCAGGCGGCCAGCUCGGCACCCUCGGGCCGAAGCCGGCCAGGCAGCAUCACGUCUUCUGCCUCACAGCACACCAAUGUGUGA
Puma concolor (puma) is the source of this 2823-nucleotide messenger RNA. The record is from RefSeq and is a predicted model, not a curated record. NCBI's taxonomy places the organism in Eukaryota, Metazoa, Chordata, Mammalia, Carnivora, Felidae.